AUGCUCAAAGCAGCGGCAGGCUGUCCAGGUGUAGUUCGACCCUUUGGGCUCUUCCACAUGGCCAUGCAACCCCUGAGGCAGAUCUUGGGCUUCCCAGAGUUGCCCCAUGCAGUGCCUGGAGAGGCUACGCUGGAUUCCUACGGUCCCGGUGAAUCUGAGUCCGAUGGCACAGAACCAACACCACGCAUCUGUGUAUUAUUUAUGGAAAAAUGUGACUAUUCUUUGCAGGACUUUGAUCUCGUUCGCUAUACAGAACCUGAAGCCGCUUUUGUUUGCCGCUCCGUGCUGGCAGCUCUAUCCCAUCUCCAUGCUCUUCGGAUCGUGCACAGAGACAUCAAACCGGGCAACAUUCUGGCUGGGAAUGGCGGCGAGAGGAUCUUAUUAGGAGACUUCGGAUUGGCAACUUUCUUAAAACCCGAUGGAGAGAUAUUGCCAAGCAAUGGCGGUGGGACACACGGUUUUUUGGCGCCAGAGUGCUUGGAGAAGAAUGUUGUUUGCAAAGAAUCCGAUUUGUUUGCCUUGGGAGCUGUCUUGUACCAGCUGCUCUUCCGGGUGUACGCUUUCAUUAAAGAAAACCCCAUAGAGACGGACAUCGCCACACUCCUUGGUGAGCUGCCCCUCAUUCCGUGCGGAAGGGCUGUGGGCAAGUCGGAUCAGGCUUGUCACUUGAUUCGUUUGCUUUUGGAACGUUCAGCCUCAGAUCGUCCGACGGCCGCAGAUGCUCUGGAACAUCAAUGGUUUGGAGAGGUUGAUGCGCAGGAAACCUUGAAGACCUUCCUCGCCGAGCAGCAUAGAAGAGACUUGGUGGACCUGGACUCAUGCCCUGUGGUUCAUCAAAAUGCCAUGAGGCAAUCCGAGCAAGAUGCCUUCAAGGUCGAGAGCGCACAAGCUGAGAGCGCACGGAGCUUUCUCCAUCGUGCCACCGGUGUUUGGCGUGGAGCACCGCUGACACGGUUUCGGCUGUCCCUGGAGCGCAUCCUGUCAAGGUCUGACAGGAAGCCCAGCAAGAAGUCUAAACCCGAAAGGAAGUCCGAAAAGAAGUCCGAAAAGUUUAGGAUGAAAGCGGUGCGUGAGUUCGAGAGUAUCGUCGUGCUCGUCCCGUUGCGACCGUUGCAAAUUCAACUGGUCCCGGCAGUGGAAAGCAUAGGCUCCAGAGAGGCGGAGAUUUCAGACUUGCAACAGCAGGUCAAAGGCCUCGGAGACACGGUGGGAAAGACUGCGGAGAUGCUUCAGCGCAAUGAGAGUCUAAGCGAGGUCUCCAAGCUGAAAGAUGCGUUGGACGCCGUCAAGCGGCGACAAGAAGAGUUCAAUUUGCAGAUUGAGGCAACGCAGAGGAAGCAACUCAAUGCAAUUAGAGAAGACUUGCGUGUGGUCCAAGCAAGCCAGGAGGCCUCCGCCAAGCGGCAGGCGCAGAUCAAAGAGGGCACGCAGUCCUUGGAGAAGGAGCAGCUGCAAUUGGCUUCGAAGCUGCGACAAUUGGAGGGGGGAAGGAUAAAGCAGCUUGGCCAAGACAUGCAGGUUGUGAAAGAGGCGAUUUUGCACGUGCAGCAGGAGUUGAAGAAGGAGGUGGUAAUUCCAGAGCACGUGCUAAAGGAUCUGGACGCAAAGAACGAGUCUCGCCUGGAAGCCGUUUGGACAGAGCUGCAGCGGCAUGCGGAGGCAGCAGCCACUCGAGCAGAUCGCUUAGAGCAAAGUCUCACUCAACGCGUCGUCCACUUGGAGCAGGCUACUACUAUCCUUGUCAAGGCAGAGGAACACACAAGAAACUUGGAGCAAGACAUGCAGAAGCAGUCUGAGUGGUUCGCUUGGCGGAUUGCGUGGCUGGAGUGGGCCACGACUGGGGAAAAGCGAAGCUUUGCCAGAGCAUUGCUGCCGCCUCCAUCGACUCCAGCAGCGACAUGCUUCAAGCAACCCCUUACAGAGGACUCUGAGCUCUGGGCCCAAGAAAAGACUGGACGACAGCGAUUACGUCGGGCACCUCUCAACAACAUGCCAAAUGUGGGUGCUGCAAAUGAGAGGUCACUGGCUGUGUCAAGUCCCAGUAUGUCUAUCUCAUCUUCGGCACCUGACUUGCAAAUCUCACCCGCGAGAGGGCAAAGUGCCACGCGACUGCCAGAGAUCCGAUGA
Messenger RNA from Cladocopium goreaui, 2127 nucleotides. NCBI's taxonomy places the organism in Eukaryota, Dinophyceae, Suessiales, Symbiodiniaceae. The record is from the annotation of a GenBank genome assembly.